AUGACGCCAGCAACGCCCAAAGAAAGCAGCACGCUGCAAUCACUCAAAAGGUUAAACCAACAACUCAACCAAGACCACCAACAAAAAUUAGAAGACAUUACGCUCAUUCAACCAUCAAUUGAAGAAUUGAAGCAAUAUACUCAUACUAAACUCGGAUCUAAAUAUCUCAAGGCUCGUCUGUUGAUGGAUGAAGGAAAACGUCUAUUCUUCUCGGGCCAGGAAGAAGAAGGACUGAAAUACAUCGCAAAAGCAUUUUGGCUGGAAGAAAAGGCUUGUAGAUUGACUAUGGAAGAGAGAGCAAAGAUUAUACGGUAUUGUGAUCACAUUCAAAAAUCACAUAACCGGAAUGCUACGAGCGAUCCUGAAAGCAUGAAAAAAGAAAAAUCACUGUGUUUUCUGGACUCGAUUUAUAACGCAUGUUGUGUGAUACUUAUUUUCAUGUUUCCUGGUGUUGACAAGUAUCGCGAGAUGGGUAUGCCUAUGAUGAUUGAACAAGAUGGUUCGUUUAGAUCCUAUGAUAUGAUUGGAAGCUGCUAUGCUUUUGCAAACAAUUGGCUCAACGCACUCAAAUACUUUUUAAUGGCGUUCGAAAAGAAUCCAAAUGAAUUUGAAAUCAUGUACUCGAUUGGAAUUGCUUACAAAAAUUUGUUAGAUUUCAAGUCGAGUAGAGAAUGGUUGCAGCGAUAUGUAGAACAAUCUGAAUUAGAGGAUUUUAAACGACCCUCUGCACAUUACGAACUUGCAUCACUGGCUCUUGUAAUUGAUAAUACAAACAUGAAGGAGGUGGUUAAGCAAGCCCAGUUGGCAAGAUAUGCCAUGACCAAAAGAUUACCUUUUUUGGGACCAUUAACAACAGGUACACAAGAAUUGGUAGAGACCUUGGUUCGUGUGAUGAAAGAUGUAGAUGCUCUUCCUGUAAAUACUAAAAAAGUUAUGAAAGAGGUGGGCGAAGUAAUUAAUAAUCAGACAAAAAAGAAAGAGGAGCUACCAGAGCCUUCUCCAGAACAAUUGAAAUUGAAGGAGGAAGGAAAUGAUUUUUUUAAGGACAAUAAUUUCACUGAGGCAAUCAAGUGUUACAAUAAUGCACUUUUAGAAACUAGCUCUAAAAUUGACUCUAUAUUGCAUUCAAAUCUUGCAAUAUGCCAUGCCAAACUUGGGUGUUUUUCCGAAUCAUUAUGUCAUGCAGAGAAGUCUGUUAUUUGUGACCCAUAUUUUGCGAAAGGAUACUAUAGGAAGGCCUUUGCUUUAAUGAAGCUAAAUCGAAUGCAAGAAGCAAACACAAAUGCAAUUAUUUAUACUUCUUUUGGAACAAAGAUAUCCAAAGGUCACGAACUUGAAUCCAUACGUCCAGACUCUGAGAUAAUACUAGUUAGGAAUGCUCUGCAAUUUAAACACUCUCUGUUUUCUGAAAACGUGGCUCUUCAAAACUUGACUAUUGUUGUGACGGAUGAAGAUACCUAUACCAUAUGUGACGAGAUUACCAGACCUAUUUCCAUGAUUGGUAUUGGACGAGAGAAGCCAACGUUUUUAGAAAUGCCUCUUGUAGCUUGCGGUUCAGGAGGAAAAUUGACCUUAAUUGAUUGUGUAGUGAAUGGAGCUCAUGGCUCUGGAGGAGUUAUGGCUCAUGACGAAGGAUCUAUUUUAAAAAUGACCAAUUGUCAAGUGUAUGAUUGUGCUAGGGCAGCAGUAGAGAUUGUUAGCGGUGCUAGAGCAGAAAUUGAUAAGUGUGAACUUUUUGCAUGUGGACAAGGUAUAAUAGGAUAUAAUAAUGGAAAGAGUGUGAAGGUAACGAACUCUAAAAUUUACCAACACGCAAAAGAAGGAGUUUUGAUUGCACAAAAAUGUAGUGCCUUCUUGACAAAUGUUUCUAUAUUCAAAAACACUAAUUUUGGAAUUAGUGUUGAUAACACGGGAGCUGCAACGUUGAAAGAUUGUGUAAUUAGUGAAAGUCUGUAUUAUGGUAUUUGUGUGAAGGGAGAUUGUCCUUUACAAGUGACAGAUUCUCAAAUCAUCAGUAAUCAUUGCGGAGGAGUAAGAAUAGGAAUUAAUUACUCUGCUCCAGUCUUUUUCAAUAAUUGUAGAGUGUCAAACAAUAAUGGCCCUGGGAUUUUUCAAGAGUUGAAUAGGAAAGUUAGUUCAAAAUCUUUAACUCAGAAUUUGCAAAAUCUAAAAAUUAACGCGAAAGAUAUAGAUAGACAGAUGAAGAAAAUUUCCAACGAAUUGAGGAGCGUGGCGAACGUCACACUCACAAAUGUUGUAGAAGAUGGAAACGAAGAAAAGAAUGAACAUCCGUCAAAAGUAGCUAAAGCUGAAAGAUUAUGCGCCUUUUGCAAUUCUCAUUCUGAAACAAUGUCAAAAUGUUCGAAAUGUAAGACAGUUAUAUAUUGUGGAAAACAAUGCCAAAUCAAAGACUGGCGAAAUCACAAAGUAUUUUGCAACAGUUUAACCACAGACUAUACAAUAGUAUGUGAUUUGGCAAAAGCGAAAACCAUUGAAAAGAAAGAAUUUUUUAGUAAUUUAGCACAAAGCAGUACCUACAUGACACGACAAGAAAGAAAUGCUGGCAAGUACAAAGAUGGAAAAAAGUUUAUUGUUAAAAUACAAACUCGUGAGCUUAGCCGAUCACCAGAUGAAGAUUUGACUCUGUACAACGAGAAUCGAGAUUUAAUUAUUUCUUUCCCAAAUAGAGAUCUUUAUACUCUAAUAAUGAAAUGUGGAGUAUUAGGAGACAAUCAAAUGACUUCCAAAAAGGUUUUCCUCUAUGCCAUCUAUGACCAGCCAACAAACAGUUUACAUAUUUACACUCACGAACUUGCUCCAUUUCAAAAGUGGUAG
This is a messenger RNA of Naegleria lovaniensis, 2835 nucleotides long. RefSeq lists its product as uncharacterized. Bases 1 to 2835 code for a protein of 944 amino acids. The record is from RefSeq and is a predicted model, not a curated record. Gene Ontology annotation, molecular function: Hsp90 protein binding. The transcript is spliced from 2 exons. Lineage: Eukaryota; Heterolobosea; Eutetramitea; Acrasida; Naegleriidae.